UUAAUCUCCCAGCCGCGCAGUCGCGGUCCUUCCCAGUCGUUCGACCCCAUCCUCACUCUGCUACGAUCCUUCCCAUUCCAAACCCUAAGCUCGUCGCGAAUCCGAUCGCUUCCUCGAAGAGAAAUCGUACGAGCAAAAGGAUCGAAAACCGUAGCCCAUGUCCGUCGAGAGAUCGUUCGAGGCGUGGGAGGAGGUGCAGCGCCAUGGCCUUGACCUCGCGGAUCGCCUCGCCCAGGGCUUCAAUGGCCUCCUUCUGUCCCAUAUCGCUCCUCACGCCUUUUCCUGGCCGGCACACAACAAAAUCGAGCCUGUAAUAUCCCCCUCUGCGGUCGCCGCCGAUGGCGUCUCCGCCAUCCUUGACAUCGGAAACCGGCUCGGUCAGGCCGGGGCUGAGUUGGGCCCCGGUAUCAAUGGCGUCGUACAGCAGUUCUUCCGGAAGUUACCUGUGCCCUUUUGGCAUCAGGAGGAUGUGAGGCGGCCGGCCCAGCUAAGGUUGGAUCUUGAUAGUUCUAAAGGGAGGGACGAAGCUUCGGAGAUGCGCUACAGCGGCGACUCUGCUACUGGUUCCAGCGAGAUCGGCUUAAUUGCUGAACAGUUUGGUAGUCGGGGUUUUUUGGAACCGCUGGCAGCAGCGGGAGGAGUUGAUGAAUCGGAAGUUGAAGAGAGACUUGAGUUUGAUUUGACUACUUCUAGGUGCUUCAAAAAGCCUCAGGGGAUCAUCAAUAUUACAUCAACUUACAAUAGUAGGACCAAUGGAAUUGAAAGUUCAUUGGUGGCGAGGGGAGAUCUUUGGAGAGUGGAGGCAUCACGGAAUGGUUCUGCUUCUAGGAAUGAUACUUCACCUCCUUUUCUUAUUCAGCUUGGACCCCUACUAUUUGUCCGGGAUACAACAGUUCUUUUACCUGUUCAUCUAUCAAAGCAGCACUUGCUGUGGUAUGGUUAUGAUCGGAAGAAUGGACUUCAUUCCCUUUGUCCAGCUCUAUGGUCAAAGCAUAGGCGAUGGUUGUUGAUGUCAACGAUCUGUCUAUAUCCAUUUACUUGUACGUUCGUGGAUUUGCAAUUUCCAAAUGGGCAACUGACAUAUGUGGCUGGUGAGGGUCUGACCACCAGUGCUUUUCUUCCUGUUCUUGGGGGCUUGCUUCAGGCUCAAAGUCAAUAUCCAGGAGAUACAAAACUCAGCUUCUCUUGCAAGUACAAAACUGCAACCUGUAUCACACCAAUGGUGCAAUGGCCUGACAAAUCUUUUUCACUUGGGUUUGAACAAGAUUUCGCUUGGAAGAGAUCUGGUCUAAUUUUACGACCAACCAUUCAAUUCAGUUUAUGCCCAACUUUUGGUGGAAACAAUCCUGGACUGCUAACUGAGCUCACAUAUUCUCUAGAGGAGCGACUUAAUUUAAGCUGUGGUUAUUCUCUUGCUAGGCAACCAUCGGCCUUCGCAACUAUUGCUCUUGGGAGAUCCAAGUGGAAUGGAAAUGCUGGAAAUGUUGGUGUAGUUAUUAGAGCAGAAAUCCCACUAAGCUCCGUCGGCAGGUCUUCCUUUUCCGUCCAGUUGAACAGUGGUAUGGAAUUCUGAUCUCUUCAGAUGAAUUGUACAGUGAUUAUGUACAUAAUAAAGCCACUGACAAAGAUGCAUUUGGAAGAUAUCCUGUUCCAGUGCUUAGAAGAAUCCAUCGUACGAUUUUAUGAAACUGUAAAAACUAACUGGUAGUGGAAAAUCCGCUAUCCUUGAGGCUUGAGCCUUUUUUUUUAGUCUGAUGUGUCUAAAAUUUGGUGCAAACGACUUUUGGCUAUCUAGACAGCAACAAGAUGAAAACGUAUUCCAGCUCCAACUUUCGUAAAAGUGCUCGGCGAUUGCUCUCU
Zingiber officinale is the source of this 1860-nucleotide messenger RNA. RefSeq lists its product as uncharacterized. Bases 158 to 1573 code for a protein of 471 amino acids. The record is from RefSeq and is a predicted model, not a curated record. The transcript has 7 exons. Lineage: Eukaryota; Viridiplantae; Streptophyta; Magnoliopsida; Zingiberales; Zingiberaceae.